Plasmodium vivax (malaria parasite P. vivax) is the source of this 5051-nucleotide messenger RNA. RefSeq lists its product as hypothetical. Bases 1 to 4635 code for a protein of 1544 amino acids. Lineage: Eukaryota; Apicomplexa; Aconoidasida; Haemosporida; Plasmodiidae. The transcript has a single exon. Gene Ontology annotation, molecular function: RNA polymerase II CTD heptapeptide repeat phosphatase activity. The record is from RefSeq and is a predicted model, not a curated record.
AUGGAGGGAAGGGACGGUCCCAACGAUGCAGAGAUGGACUCCAUUGCAUCACCAUUUGCGGAAAACAAAAAGAGGCUGUAUUACAGUGAAGGUGGCAGUAACAAUAUGAACAGUUUGCGGGGGAAUGCGAGAGGUGGCCCCAGGGGAGGUGUGAGGGGCAACGCGAGGGGAAGUGUGCGGGGCAGCGCCAGAGGAAACGUCAGAGGAAACGUGAGAGGAAGCGCGAGGAAUAGUCAAAUGAGCAUGUCCAGCGAAAUGAACGAAGGGAGUAGCGACUACGAUCGAGCAGCAGCUAUGCACGGCCUCGACCCGUUUAGUAGUCCCACCUACCAAUCAAACAACACCAGUGCGGUGAAUGCGGUGAAUGCGGUAAAUGAGGCAAAUGCAGCCAAUGCGCCGAAUGCUACUAUCACUUCCAAUGACGCAUGCAGCGCUGGUAAUCAUAUGACGGGUUCUCUACGGAACCUCGUCUACAGUAAUAGUAACGUCAGUGGAGGCAAUCCGGGCAGCAACGGUCCCCCCACUGACAAGUUAAGUAACUUCCCCCAAUAUAAGGAGGGCUUCCUCGACAAUACGGAGGUGAGUCAUAUGAAGGGCAAAAAUUUUGGCAAAAGAGUUGGAAAAAACGUAAACGUGAAUGGUAUAAACCUUGGCAAAGGUAACAUCACCAGCGGGGGGAGUGGCGCAGGUGGGCACAACCACUUUGGCGCUAAUAAGAACGCAAAGGGGUUUAGAAAUCGCUUCGCCCAUUUUAACAAAGGUUCUAUGAAGCAUGGCGUGGGCAAGCCAAACCUCGGGUGGGACGAUAGGGGCAAUAUUGGCGCGGUUGUCGGGGACGAGCGAGAAGGAGAGAAGGACGCAGACGACCACGAGGGCGAGCAGCAGGGGUUCUCCCUCUACGGCCGCAAGAACCAGCAAAGUGUACCAAAUGUGCCAAAUGUGCAAAGCCAGUAUGGCCCGCGGAGUGACCUGUACCACCCCAGUGACGAUGGGGAGGGCGCAGAAAGGAGGAACAUGCCUCCUCCAAGUGAGGGCAUCUACGGGGACGCGUACGGAGGCACCCAUGGGGACGCGCUAGCGGACGGGUUCUACGACGAUGCCCACAAGAGAAGCAACCAAGGGGUAGGCAAACCGCAUAGCAGAAAUGUGUACGAAAAUAGAAAAUUAAAAAACAACAAAUUGUAUGCCAACGUAGGGAUCGAUGGUGAGGACAAUGACGUGGUGAAUCAUCCGGGGGGUGGCAGAGACCUCGAUGGUAGCAGAAACCUCGAUGGUAGCAGAGACCUCGAUGCUGGGGAUCCCUUCAGGGUCAGCAACAACCUACCUUUGAGCACACCCAACGAUGCGGAAGCGAAAAAUGUGGGCAACCAAAAUAUGGCAACAGAUAAGGUACACCCAAGUAGCAACAUGCACAUGACCAGAAACGAUAAAAAUAAUGCCACCGUGAAUUAUAGCAAUGUCGGGAAGAAGAGGAAAAAUGUAAAAUUUGAUAGCAACACUUUUCAAAAGCAUAAGCAGAAAAAAAAUUAUUAUAAGUCCUUUAACGAUUCUUUAAAAAGGUACAGCAAUAACUCGCUAAAAAUUAUCAACACGGGUGUAAAAAAGGGAAGCGAUUCGUCUUUUUAUGGCAAUCGGGAGGGUGAAAAGGAGCUCCCGGAUAUGAAUUUGGGCGUGAACACGAUUGGCGGCCAGGUGCAGCCCCAUGGGAAUGACAGUGCAGCAAGCAGCGCCGCUUUAAGCAGUGCAGCGCUCGGUGCGCCGCCGCUUAACGCCGCUCUAAACGCUGCCACUAACGCAGCUGUGAGCGCCCCCCCCGGGGGAAGCAAACCGCCCGGCCGAAACAACCACGUCAGUAACUUCUACCCCAGCAUGAAGAAAAAACCAUUUAACAACAUGACCUUCUCGCUUAACAAGUACCUCAACUCUUAUGUGAAUUUCGACCGAAUUAAAAACAAAAAAACGAACAAUGAAAAGGGGACAAACAAGGGAGGCGCCGCGGUUGCAUCGGUGAUGAGCGGUAGGAGUGAUGCGGACGGGGGUGAUAGUAGCGGGGUGAACCUCACCGAUCGGAAGGCCGCAAACCCAAAUGGAGAUGAACCCCCUGGCAGUUACAGAGGCGGGUCUGGCGAUCUCACCCAGGUGGGAAACCCCAGCGGGGGGAACCUCCCCGAAUUGAAUGCCCUCGCGAAGAACCUCAACUUGGAGCUGCUGAAAAAUUUGAGAGACAGUCUUCAAAAUGAACUGAGCGGGGGUGGAGGCAGUAAGGAUGUCUCCAAGGUGAGGAGCAGCGGUCCCAGUUACAUCGAGUGCCUCAGCGAGGUGUCCGAGAUUAGUGAUGACGAGGGGGGAGACGAGAGCGAUAGGGAGAAGGACAACAACGGUGCCGAUUUGGGAAGAGAUAAAAACGCCUUCCCUAAGUGGACCAACAACAUGGCUGAGGUGGAAGCGGCAGCAGGGAUGGGUGGGGCCAAUGGGACCUCUGCCUCACCCCCCGCCAACGGGGGGGUGGCACUUGGGUAUGGCUCAAACCAGGGCCCCUAUGGCAAAUCGGACCUAAUGCAAAGUCUUUACAGUCUGUAUAGCGGUGGCAGAGGAGCGGAUGGAAAUCCCAAUGUGUAUGGUACUGUCCCAGCGGGUAUAGCGGCGAAAGGGGAAGGCAGCAAUGAUAAUGCGUAUGAGAGGGGCAUGAGCUAUGCCUACGGAGUUGAGACUGGCCAGCCCCAUUUUAACGUAAGCAGUGAUGCAGGAAAUGCCAACUCGUAUGAUCUAAAUAGAAAAAACGCAGAUGCGCAUAUGGGAGGGGGUGUGUACAGAGAGUACCCUCGCACAGGUGGGGCGGCCACCCCCUUUGGGGAGUCUAGUUUACUUCCUAAUGUGAAGGAAGAAAUGGGUGGUGAGCAGUCAGGUGGGAAGCCAUUCCAAGGUGGAGCUGACUCAAGCGAUAAUUACCACCCCUUUGGGGAUAGCAGAGCGGGCCAAAACAGCAUCGAUGUGAAGGAGGAAGAGGAGGGAAACCAAUUGGGGGAAGACGAACCGGAGCCGUUUGCUCAAAUGCGAAACGAAGACCUGUUCAUCAACUCGUAUAUGCCGUACCCCCCGGAGAAGUACAGCAGUAUGUACGAGCUGCACGAAAUAAAAAUUUUGUCCCCCCAUAUAUUGAAGACCAAAUUUCACAAGGAGGGCCAAAGCAGUUACCAUUCCUCCCUAAAGGAUGGGAAGCUAAUUCUUCUACUUGACUUAGAUAACACAUUACUGCAGGCUACCUCCUUUGCAAGGUUCAACAUGGAAUUGCCUCUGGAAAAUUUCGUUGAUGAAAAUGGAGAGCCAGAAUUAUAUAAAUUUUUCCUCCCCUACUAUAACUUUUUUUAUUACCUAAAAUUUAGACCCUACGUACGUCAGUUUUUGCAAAUCCUAUCACUAUACUAUGAACUGUCCAUUUAUACCAACGCGACGAGGGAGUACGCAGAUGUAGUGAUCGCCAUUUUAGAUCCGGAUAGAACCCUUUUUGCCGAUAGAAUCGUUGCUAGAUGCAGUUCUGCUGAUAGGGAGGAAAAUAAAAACUUCUCCAAAAUAUACCCAAAUGUAGAUUCCAAAUAUGUCAUCGCUUUUGAUGAUAGAAAAGACGUCUGGACGGAUAUCCCCCACUCACAUAUUUUAAAAGCAGAACAUUAUAAUUUUUUCGAGCUAAGCAAAUAUGAUAUCAUUUCUCAUUUUAAAGAACCCAGCACUUGUAAGAAAAGAUUCGUUGACAUGGAUAUGCAUCUCCAUUUCAUGACCAAAGUUUUGCUGAAACUGCAUAAGCAAUUUUUUGAAAGACCUCUGGAGGUAGAUGUGGGAAGACUCAUUGAUGAUAUUAUGCUGAGCACACUAUGCAAUGUGGGAGUUUACUUUACAGGGUUUAGAAAGAACUCAAAAAAUUCCCAACAUGUGCUUUCAUCAGAUUGUGAAGAUAGGCAGAAAGAAAUAGCCCUGGAAUUGGGGGCCAAAAUUUAUACCAAUUAUGAUAUGCCUGGAGUUACACACAUCAUUGCUGCGAAAAAUUGCACAGAUAAUUUAAUAAAAUCGAAGAAGGCCAAUUAUAACCACAUACAGAAGGUUCACACUCUGUGGCUUUACCACUGUAGGGGCACUUUACAAAGUGGAGAUGCUACCUACUUUGAUGCCGAUGAGUUAUGCAAAAUUUAUAAUAACAAACCGCCUCUGCACCCCAAAAAGGAUCACUGGUUUUUUGGCAAUAAAGACGAAAUGAGGAAGCAAGAUGAUACCAGUGAAUGCGUCAAAACUGAAAAUCUCAAGUGUAGAAUUUUUUUGGGGACAGGUGAAUACACCAACGAUGCAGUUAUAUGCUCCCCACUCGAACAAAUCAACAUCAAAUGGAUUGAGAAGGAAGUCAAGUUGAGGCAAAUUUAUGAUACCCCCGGUGCUGCUUCGUCCUCUGAUGGGGUGGGAGGUGACGGGCAACAGCGCGACAAGGGUGCAAUGCGCGAGAGGACUCCCCACAGUGAUAUGAGCCCCCUGGGUGAACACAUCGACGAGGAUGACAAUUUUGCUUAUGAGAAUGGCCACGUGGAGGAGGACGAGGGGGAGGAAGUGGAGUGCGAGGGCGUCGGCACUGACAACGGAACGGGCACCUGAAGGGGCACUUGAAUCGGCCAAAUCUGCAUCGUCAGUAGGAAUUAAACGCCCUUUUGUCCCGUUCCUUUUCCCUUUCCCCUCACCUACGUUUUUUUUUUCCUUUUUUUUGUAUCACCUUUUCUCGAUGCACUUCCAAAUGAAUACAUUUUUUGUGACAUUUUUUUUUUUUUUUUGUUACCUUACGGGGUGUGCAUCACACAUUAGCGCCGCUCCCAUUUUGACGCUCCACAUUUCCUCUUUGUUCCCUUUUUUUUUCCCCUUUCCGACUGGUGGUGCGCAUCAAAAUGGUGCCUCCGCACAGUGGCGGCCGCUACUUUUCCAACACUUUGAAGCUACGCACAUUUGUUCAUUUUAUUAUAAAAAAAAAUAAACUCUACAAAUGUGCAUGCUGAGUAGCACUCUUUGGGAACUUUUGC